Drosophila rhopaloa is the source of this 541-nucleotide messenger RNA. RefSeq names its product dynein light chain roadblock-type 2 (gene robl). The record is from RefSeq and is a predicted model, not a curated record. The transcript is spliced from 3 exons. Gene Ontology annotation, cellular component: cytoplasmic dynein complex; cytoplasm; centrosome. Bases 109 to 402 code for a protein of 97 amino acids. Gene Ontology annotation, molecular function: dynein intermediate chain binding. NCBI's taxonomy places the organism in Eukaryota, Metazoa, Arthropoda, Insecta, Diptera, Drosophilidae. Gene Ontology annotation, biological process: microtubule-based movement.
UCAAAAAAGUGACACCACUGACGGUCCAUCUCUAAUAUUGAACAAACAAACUUUACUUCUUCGUUAAACCGUGUUUUUUUCUGAAGUUUAACCCACCUAUUAGAAAAAAUGUCGCAAGAGGUCGAGGAGACACUCAAGAGGAUCCAGAGUCACAAAGGUGUUGUGGGUACAAUUGUGGUCAACAAUGAAGGUAUUCCGGUCAAAUCCACGCUGGACAAUACGACAACCGUCCAGUACGCUGGUCUAAUGAGUCAGCUGGCUGACAAGGCUAGAAGUGUGGUGAGAGACUUGGACCCUUCGAACGACAUGACAUUCCUGCGAGUACGAUCCAAGAAGCACGAGAUCAUGGUGGCGCCCGACAAGGACUUUAUCCUGAUCGUCAUCCAGAACCCGACCGACUAAACGUUCUGGUGCUUUGGGAUUAUAACGCUGAAAUUAUCUACUGCACAUUUAUAUACAUAUAUACAUUGAAAUUGUCUGCGAGCGAGAGUUAAAUUAUAAUGUACUGUAAUUGUACUUGAUUAAAGUAAAUUAAAAGUUA